GCAAAAAAAACAUGCAAACUACGAGCAGCAUAGACAUACUUUGAGCAGUGGCCGUCCGUUGUUGGCAAAGCAACAAGGAAUCAUAUUGCCAACCACCACAAGUGGCCGUCCAUGAAAUUCAAGUACUUUGAGCAGUUCAACCUCCCCCUUCAGCUAGGCCCGCUCGUGCUCCAUGCCCCGGAUGGCAACGUAUUCCUCAUGAACUUGACACCCGUGGAGCCCCUGGGGCACACCAUCUCCCUCGUCUGCAUCCAGCCAGAGGCCACGGACUCGAGGUUUGGGUGCUCCAUGGUCUUCUCGUGCUUCACGGGCCACCACCAGAUCUCAACGCUGGAUGUCGUGAGAAGCUCGUCCCUGUCUGAUGGGAUGCCAAAGGACUUCUUCUGCGUCGUGCCCAAGUCUAGAGGCAUUGCUAUAUUUCUCCGAACCACCAUAGAUAACGAGCUGGUGUAUGACGACGAGGACGAGCUGGAGGAUGAGGAUGAUGAUGACGAGAGCUACGACGAGGACGAAGAUGAGGAAGAAGAUUCCGACGAUGCUUAAUCCGAUCCAUCGGAUGAUCUAGGCAGUGCUCUUCUAGUCUAGAUUUAUAAUUAUUUAAGGUUGGGAUCUUCGUCUGGACUCUGGACUCGUCGAUGUCUAAGCAAACUAUGGUUUAUUUGAU
Messenger RNA from Panicum virgatum (switchgrass), 664 nucleotides. RefSeq lists its product as uncharacterized. The transcript has 2 exons. NCBI's taxonomy places the organism in Eukaryota, Viridiplantae, Streptophyta, Magnoliopsida, Poales, Poaceae. Bases 112 to 543 code for a protein of 143 amino acids. The record is from RefSeq and is a predicted model, not a curated record.